Molecule: messenger RNA, 1037 nt
Organism: Spirometra erinaceieuropaei
Lineage: Eukaryota; Metazoa; Platyhelminthes; Cestoda; Diphyllobothriidea; Diphyllobothriidae
Source: the annotation of a GenBank genome assembly
AUGGCAAAGGAGAUCGCACGAAUCACCCUCGCGACUAGGUCCCAACUGCCGGCAGCAGCAAAUCAGGUCGACGAGGACAGCUGCAACAGUGCCAACAACAGCAUAUUGGUGCAGCGUGAGGUGGCCAAGAUUAAUCGCAAACUCGACGACUGGAUGAAGUCUCUCCGUUCUCUCCAGCCUGGUGUGGUGGAUGAGGAGAUGAGUCGGGAAUGGCAUGAAAUAGCUCGCAUGGUGCGUCAAGAGAUUGGUCAGGUCAAUAUGGCUCAGGAUCUGGAAUGGGCCAGUGAACUCCGGGCCGCCGGCAAGGACUUGGAGACACGUCUUCAGGCUGUCAUAGAUCGCAUUAAAUUGGCCGAUUUCAGUUCGAAUAUAGAACGACUAGCCCAUUACCAGAAUGAGCAAAGGAGUCAUCUUGACAAUCAGGAGGCGCAACUUUACAAGAUGGGGAAUGUGACCCAUGAAGGAAUGGCUGAAAUCAAGAAGGUUCAGGUAAGUUGUCGCCGGUUGCUUGUCUUGCAUUUUGGCUACCCUAAGGUGGGCCUUUUAGUCUAACAUUGUUAUGAAAAUCUUACUUCAGGCCAGCCUGGGCCUAAUCUUUCAGAGGUUAAGGCAGUGCUAUAUCACCGCCGGGAGGAAGGGAUUCAAAUGAUGCAGCUCAUUGACCGACGGAAAAGCAUGUCUGAUUUGGGUUUAAAUAAAGCGGUUGACCUUCCCAACAUAUGUGGGACGUGCCACCGAACUUGGCUAAAUGAAGGCUGCUAGUUCGAUCUCAACCUGAACCUUAAACUGUGCACGCAUUUAGAGCAUAAAAUAUGAUCUACUCAAACGAAAUAAGUAGUAACUAUUAUUUAUAUAGCGCUGCUUUUAGACAAACCAGGGGUCCUCAGACUUGUUUCUCCAGGUCACGUUUUCAACAUGAAAAUACAACUGCGCCAUACCGCGUCAUAGGGCACUAAGCUGACCGCAGGCAAGAACCACGUGUUUGCGUUAGCACUUCGUGCAACAGUGUGUAAUGAAUAAAAAUACUCUUGAGGAGU